ACACCGGUUUAGGGAGAGUAGAGAGAAAAACCGUGUCGGAAAAUAAAGCAUUUUCUGUGUGAUCAAAUAAAGCCAAAUUAACGUUUUUUCGUCAGUUGACCAUCUCUGAUUUUAAAGGGGCGCUACCAACCAGUUGCGCAUAUUUUGAUGGGCGAAGAAAAGUCAAAGACGCACAAAUCAACACUUGCACGCACGUCGCACAACAGUGAAUGAGAAGUCCACAGGUGGUGAAUGAGCCAUGUCGACGCUGCUGGAACUGAAGAGCAGUGUGCUGAGGCAGGUGCAGAGAAGCCAGUCACUGAGGUCCAGGAGGGAACCUCCCCCACCCACUGCCACCGGUAACACCGCUGAUGCCAUCCCCCCGUACCACACACGUGUCUCUGAAAGGACCAUCCUUGGAGUUGCCAAGGGGAAUGGCGAGUUCUUUGAGCGAAUGAACAAAAUCAUCCAGAAGCAAGACAGUCUGUUAGCUGCCACUCAAGUUGAGGAGGAAAAUAUCGCAGGUCCACCACCCACUGAGUGCACAGACAAGGCUUUCAUUCCAGAGAAAGCCACCAGAAAUGAGAUGGAUUUAUUGUACGAGGAAGCAGUCUACACGGUGGUCAAUCGGGUUGGCGUGCCAUCCCCUGAGUAUGUGUCCUGCGAGGGGGACUUGUUCAACUACCUACAGAAGACAUUUGACAUGGGUCAGGAGGAACAUGACAUCAUUCUGCAGAGAGUGAAGGAGUCCAAGAGAGCAAGCUUCUCUCUAAGGGUCUCUGUUAUGAAAGGCAAGAAUCUCAUGGCAAAAGAUGCCAAUGGUUACAGUGACCCAUACUGCAUGUUGGGAAUUCUCUUGGGACAAGGCUCCCGAGACACAGAGGAGAGGAAAGAAAGAAAGUUCAGCUUCCGUAAGAGAAAGGAAAAGUUAGAGAAGCGUUCCAGCGUCCGGGAAGUUCUGGCUGCAAGGGACAUCCAGGUGACCGAGGUCAAAACUGAGACUCUCAAUCCUGUGUGGAACGAACACUUUGUUUUUGACAUUGAUGAUGUCCAGAAUGACCUUCUGCAUCUGGACAUAUGGGAUCAUGAUGACGAUGUCUCUGUGGCCGAGGCUUGCCGAAAGCUGAAUGAGAUCAGUGGCCUCCGAGGAAUGGGCAGGUACUUCAAGCAAAUUGCCAAAUCGGUGCGGGCCAAUGGGUCAGCAGCUUCAGGAAGUGAAGAGAACGCAGACGAUUUUCUUGGAUGCCUGAACAUUCCGUUAAGUGAGAUCCCAGUGGUUGGCUAUGAUAAAUGGUUCAAGCUGGAGCCCCGCUCCAGUGCUUCCAGAGUGCAGGGGGAGUGUCACCUGAUCCUCAAGCUUUUCACCACACAGCGGGACACCACUUUGACUAAAAUGGUCUCAAAUGUGGUCAUCCAUCAGAAGAUGUUAAGUCAGAUUUUGGAGUAUGAGCACAGACACAUUCAGAAAGAGCCCUAUAACUGGAAUGGACAAGUGUCUCCGGCAGCGUGGACUGUUCUUUCCCAUCAUGCUGUACAGGCUGACCUAUCACCUUUGCAGCAGGCAAUCAUUCGCUGGCACUGCUACAGCAGUCACCAUCGAGCCCAGCGGCUGUGCUACUCGCUGCUGCUCAGACUGCUACGUGCCGUGGGGACCGAGUGGGAGACCGGUGGUGGCCGAAAUGAGCUGGAGAGUGUCUUGGCCAAGAGCUUUAAGCUCUACUGUGACUUCUGCCUGUCUCUCAUGAAAGGCAUGAGGCAGGUGUUCCCUUGUACCAACCCUGCAGCCAUCACACGAUGUGAGCUGAUGCUGAGGACGAUUGGACAGAUACAGUCAAUGCAAGUAUUUAAGGAUGUUUGUCCUAAUCGCAAAGAGCUUCACCUUGAAAUUGCAACUGUUAUAAAGAAAGGCACAGUUGAGUGGUAUGAGGGCACAAUUUCUCACUUUAAACCAGAUGAAGGGACUCUGGAAGAACAGCUGGAGAGGCUUGUUCUGGUGGUGGAUGCAGUGUGUGUAGAUGUGCAGAGAGGACUGAAUGUCUACAACAAGCUGUUUCACAGCUCAGUGAAGGUGGACUUCUUCAGUAUCUCCUAUCGGCAGCUAGAGAAGCUGGUGGCCGAUGACGUGAAUGUUGCCAUGGAGCGGGUUUGCGGGACUCUAGAGCAGGAGAGCUCUCGGCUCUCCCAGACCAUGGGGGAGACCCUGUUCGAGCUCUUCAUGUCUCUGAAGACCCUCAAACGCUUCAGGGAGUUCCUGCCUCUCAAGGAUACUAAGAUGUUGGCGCUGACUGGAUUUCACAACUGGUUCAAAACCUCCAUCCAUAAAUGGCUCCAGAUCGUUCAUGAGAAAUCAGUGGAAAGAAUCUGCAAGGCAGUGGAAAUGGACCAGUUGGAGCCAGUCCACAAGCAGGCAAAACACAGCUCCUCAGCAGUGGACCUCAGCACAUGCUUCAGCCAGGUGCGAGAGUUCUGGAUGCAGCUGUCAUGGCCUGACUCAGCAGGCGCGUUCAUCUUCAUCACUCGUCUGACGGAUAACUUCUGCAGCGAGGCUGUGUCCUACUCUGAGCUCCUGAAACGUAAGGUUGAGAGGAGCCAGCUGGGUGGAGACCACCGGAGCUUCACUGUGCAGCUGUGUGUGGCGCUGAACGAUGCCGAGCACGUGCGCUUGUACCUGGCUGGCCUGCCUCGGGAGCUGGGCUGGCAGAGCGUGGAGCAGGCCAUGGAGGAGUCGUGUGGAGCCGAGGGCAAGGAGCAGGUGAACAAGGCCCUGAAUGGUCAGCUCUACAACGCCGACCUGGACCUUCAGAGGGAGGUCAAGCGCCUCAUCACGCACCUCACUGAUAAGAUGCUUCCUGAGCUCCGGAGAUGCAUUCAGCACAUCGGCCUCUCUCCAGACACAAUAAACAACGACGAUGCAGUGUCUCCGCUGAUGAAAUACCUAGAAACCACCUUGGUCAUUCUCAGUGAGUCACUGGUGAAGGAGAACUUGUCAAGGGUUCUGCAGAGUCUCUGGGAACUGCUACUCAGAAUGAUUCUGGACUCUGUGGCAGAAAACAGAGGUGUCCAAGUGGAGUUCUACACACGUUUCCAGUACACCAUAGAGAAACUGGUGCGGUUCUUCCAUGCUAAUGGUGAAGGGCUGCUCCUGGAGGAUCUGAAGAGUGGAGACUACAAGGUCCUGGAAGAGGAGCUGAGACUGAACAAGUGCUCCUCCUUCGAGCUGAUCGAGCAGUACUUCCUAGAGAAGAUCUCCCAGCAGAGAAUUCUGAAGCACAGUCGCUUUGGCCGUAUUAGUGUGAAAUGUUACUACGAUGCCCCCGAGCAGAGACUCACUGUGGAGAUACUGCACGCUGCUGACCUAAUUGCCUUGGAUGCAAAUGGGCUGAGCGACCCCUUUGUCAUAAUAGAGCUCUGCCCUCACCACCUCUUCCCUAACUCCAGAAGCCAGCGCACUCAAGUAAAGCUGAAGACCCUACACCCGGUUUUUGAUGAGGUCUUCUACUUUCACGUCAGCCCUGAGCAGUACAGACACAGGUGCGCAUGCCUUACCUUCACCGUGAUGGAUUAUGAUUGGCUGUCCACCAAUGAUUUUGCUGGGGAGGCGGUGUCUCCCUUGAGUGACUUCUGCUGGCCAGGCAGACCCAAUGCUACCCCUGCCGGGAAGAACCUACAGCCGUUCAUCCUGCACCUGUCCCGCCAGAAACCCAGCGAGAAGCCAAUCAUGCGGAUGCUGGAGGCGAGAACAGGAGACAGGGAGGCUCAGGAGUUUGUGCGGAGACUGAAGGAGAUUGAGAAGUCGAUGGAGGAAGAGUGAUUUCUUGCCAGUGGUACAUAUUAUUCCCAACUAUGUGCUUUUCUACCUGUUCUAUGUUUGCUAUUUAAAAUGAAACUCUUUUAAAUGUGCAUUUUUAAUUGUUGUCUAGAAAAAAGAAGACUGUUGUUUAAAGAUCAGUAUUUUGUCACUGUUCAGCACUUAUUGUGCUGUGGUUUAAUGUUUUUUGACUCACAGGAAUUGUGAAAAUUAAAUAACUUUAACAAUAGUAUAUUUUGAAAUAUGUUUAGUUGGCUCUAUGUCGUUAGAUUUAAAAAUGUUAUCUGAAGCAUGAUUUCCUGUGACUUGAAAUCUAAGACAUGUUUAAUGUGAGGAUGAGACCAGGUACGUUUUCUUUCUGCAAAAUGCAAACGCUUGAAAAGCACUCUAAAAAGCCAAAUUUCACAAAGUUUAUCUACAGCUGUAUUAUCAUUGUAGCAAAGAUAAACUUGUAAGAUGUAACUUGUAAGAUGACAGCUUCUUAAAUCAAAAAAAACAAUCAUAUUCACCUUUGUUAUGAUAUUGGAUAAACUGCUCUUCAUGCGCAAAUUACUGUCCAAAACUGUGAAUGUUAGCUAAGCAUUUGUUCUUGAAUAACACUAUGCUGUGUUAAGAAUUUUACUGUAGCAUUUUGGUGAGAUUUUGUCUUUUGUAAAGAUUGUUUGUUCAUGCUAAGUGGUGAUUUAAUUGAUUGGGUUUUAUGUUUAGACAUCUCUCCAUUUCUAUAUUCUACCAGUUUUAUGAUUGGCAAUCCAACCCUUGCAGAAAGCAUGGAGAAGGCCGUUGGCCAAGGUUUUAAAAAUUACUCUACAGAUUUUUAAAGUGCAAAGUUGUUUUUUUUUUCUUUCUGAAAUGCAGCCACUGAUUUUCAAUACUUUUAUGAAGAGAGCAUCAAGAGCUGGGUGAACUAAGGUCCUUUCUGAUUAAUUCCUUGCUCUAAAAGUUGUUUUACCUUCAGAAGUCUCAUUUGUUUCUGAAUUAUUUCCCAACACUUGGUCUUUACAACACUACCUCUUCAGUAAUCUUAUUUCUCUCAUAUUUCUAUUUGUUCUUUUAUUUAUGAGGGAUUAAUCAAGGUACAAUACCUUCUUUUGUCAUACUAGUUUUUUGUCACUAUUUGUUAAGUUUUGUGCUGUUGUAAUGUACAUUAAAACUAUGCUUGACAUUAAAACAGUACAAAACUGACCCCCAAUCCCAAACUCGGGCCUGAUUUCCAGCAGACCCUUCCUUCUCUGCUUUAUUCUUCAACACCUCUUUUCUUUUGACACACACUUAGACACACAUACUCUUGAGGCAAAAACACCCUUGCUGUCAUCCAAGAGUACACCCAGCCCCCAUUAAACCACACAUACCAGCGAUACUGUUGAAAACUUUUAACGCUGUGUGAAACUAUUGGCACCUCUCCAUAUCCCAUGCGACUAAUGGUGUAUUGUAUGUGGGCAUGUGCGUGUGUGUGCGUGUGCAGUGAACUCAAUAAAG
Molecule: messenger RNA, 5266 nt
Organism: Electrophorus electricus (electric eel)
Lineage: Eukaryota; Metazoa; Chordata; Actinopteri; Gymnotiformes; Gymnotidae
Gene: baiap3
Product: BAI1 associated protein 3
Biological process (GO): regulation of dense core granule exocytosis; positive regulation of neurotransmitter secretion
Cellular component (GO): plasma membrane; trans-Golgi network membrane; secretory vesicle
Molecular function (GO): SNARE binding
Source: RefSeq, a predicted model, not a curated record